Molecule: messenger RNA, 1545 nt
Organism: Dufourea novaeangliae
Lineage: Eukaryota; Metazoa; Arthropoda; Insecta; Hymenoptera; Halictidae
Gene: Grd
Product: gamma-aminobutyric acid receptor alpha-like
Exons: 8
Coding region: 1-1545 (514 amino acids)
Biological process (GO): monoatomic ion transmembrane transport; signal transduction; regulation of membrane potential
Cellular component (GO): neuron projection; membrane; synapse
Molecular function (GO): neurotransmitter receptor activity; GABA-A receptor activity; extracellular ligand-gated monoatomic ion channel activity
Source: RefSeq, a predicted model, not a curated record
AUGAACGAACCAGUACACAUUCCACGGGAGGAUCAAUCCAAGGACAUCAUGAAGCAGCGAGUCCUUUUGGCCCUCGCCAAUUUAAUCACUUCUUACACAUCUUUCCUAACAGCCACAGGGGCAAAAAUCUCGACAAGACAGAGAACGCAAAGCAACAAUCACAGCAACAUCAGCGAACUACUGGACAAUCUGCUUCGCGGUUACGACAACAGCGUCAGACCAGACUUCGGUGGGCCACCGGCCACCGUUGAGGUCGACAUCAUGGUACGCAGUAUGGGUCCGAUAUCGGAAGUCGAUAUGACAUACUCGAUGGAUUGCUACUUCCGGCAGUCGUGGGUAGAUCGACGUUUGGCUUUUCAAGGCGGCAAGGAGACACUGGCGCUCAGCAUAUCGAUGCUGGCGAGAAUCUGGAAACCGGAUACGUACUUCUACAACGGGAAACAUAGCUACUUGCACACUAUAACCAGCCCGAACAAGUUCGUCAGACUCUAUCAAGAUGGCAGAGUUCUUUACAGUUCGAGACUAACCAUCAAGGCAGGGUGUCCAAUGAAUCUUGAAAAUUUCCCAAUGGAUACGCAAAGGUGCCCAUUACAAUUUGGAAGCUUCGGUUACACGAAGCGGGACGUGAUCUACAAAUGGAACAGCGCGCGACAAGUAGCAAUCGCCGAGGACAUGAAAUUAUCCCAAUUCGAUUUGGUUGCCAAUCCGACUGCAAAUUAUUCUGCAUCGUCGACGCUUCCUCAAGCGGACUAUUCAAUGCUGCUUGUGUAUUUUCAUUUACAAAGGCACAUGGGUAAUUUUCUCAUACAAGUAUACGGACCCUGCGUUCUGCUGGUGGUCCUCUCCUGGGUGUCAUUUUGGUUAAACCGUGAAGCCACUGCUGAUCGCGUGUCACUCGGAAUAACGACCGUGUUGACGAUGACGUUCCUGGGACUGGAGGCACGCACCGAUCUCCCGAAAGUUCCUUAUCCCACUGCCCUGGACUUCUUUGUGUUUCUUUCGUUCGCGUUCAUAUUUGCCACCAUUAUACAAUUCGCGGUGGUCCACUACUUCACGAAGUACGGUUCCGGAGAGUGUUAUUUUAGAUCCGAUCUGAGCGAGAGCGAAAGUUCCAGCGAAGAAGAGGAAGUCGGUGCACGACUAUUAGAGAAGGAACAGACGACGCAGGUGCACAGAAAAGCCUCGAUUACUCCAGCAUCCAGACGACAUCCUAGUCGUAGUUUCACAAUGAGCGAAGACGGUAUGAUCGAGGUGAUACCAUUAUCCGCGAUCCCAGUGCCCAGUAAGGAUUCUAAUGUCGGACACUGGCCGAUCUCCUGCGUGACAUGCAGUCCUCCACCGCCACAACCGCCACCGAUAAGUAAAACAUCCAGCAGCAGACGUCGUAGGAGAACACCUAGGUACAACUCCGUGUCGAAGAUCGAUCGCGCGAGCCGCGUGGUGUUCCCUUUAUUUUUCUUAGCGAUCAACGUGUUCUAUUGGUACGCGUACUUGUCGCGUAGCGAGCGUAUAAACUAUUAUAACGCAAAUUCGUACAACACGUGA